This is a messenger RNA of Trichoplusia ni (cabbage looper), 858 nucleotides long. RefSeq lists its product as uncharacterized. The record is from RefSeq and is a predicted model, not a curated record. Bases 171 to 572 code for a protein of 133 amino acids. NCBI's taxonomy places the organism in Eukaryota, Metazoa, Arthropoda, Insecta, Lepidoptera, Noctuidae. The transcript has 4 exons.
UUUUUAUUUUGUUUACAGCUUUAACAAUAGCCGAAAAGUUAUUGUUUUCGGAAACACGUUGGAUUAAGUUUAGCUGUCAGGAGUAUUCGGGUACUUACAAAAAUGUAAGAGUAGCUAUAAUAGAUCCAUCAUCAAAUACAUUGAAACCGUUUGAUCAAGAUUUACUGGAGAUGGAGAAAGUGGACAAACAGACAAACAACAGCAUAUUAUGUUGCCUCAUGUACAAAGCUUAUAAGAUAAAAACUGUUGGCUAUUUCAAAAGGAUUAUUAAGAAGAAAACUCUAUUACUUUAUAAAGAAGAUUAUACGUUUUUCACAAUAACGAAUUUUGUAAUAUUAAUUUUAAUACUGGUUUUAAUAGUAGCGAUGGCUGUGUUUAUUAAAUUAAAAAGAAGAAAAAAGGGUGAUUUGCCGACUACGCUUGAAUUGGAGACAUAUGCUUGUCCCAAUAGAGUUGAAUACGCUGAAAUCAGUAUGAGCGAAGGUAGUCAACGCUCGGUCAUCCAGAACGAAGGCACGUACGCUGAAAUAGCUGGCAUCGUCAAAUCCUCUCAAAUCGAGCUGUUUCGGUAACUGUCACUUUUGACAGCUGUCAAAAUGAACAUCGACAAACGUCAACGUGUAAUAUUGACGAAAAAUAAAUAUUGUAGAAAACUGUAAACGUCGUGGUGUCUUUGAGGUAAUCCGCACCUCGUAAUAUAACGAGGUGCGGGUUCGAUCCCAAAGCAGGUGUAAAUUGCUCUAUAGAGAAAAAAUGGCGUAAACUUUUAAGACAUUUUUAUAACUUUUUUUGUAUUUUGGGUAAGAAAACAACAUUAUUGUGUAAAAGCAUACUUUAUUCUUAAUCUUACUCAACGAU